AUGUACGAGGUGAGAGGUGACAUCAUUACUGGCCUUGGAGCGAACAAGCGGGCUGCUGUUGACUACCAGUGCGCGCAGGAAUUGGGGGCUGAGCUGAAGGCCAAAGUUGCGCAAGCAGAGGCUGCCACCAAAGAGAAAAAGGCCGGUGGCAAGGUGCCUGUCACAGUGCUGACUGGGUUCUUGGGCAGUGGCAAGACCACGCUGCUCAAUCGAAUUCUCAAGGAGUUUCACGGAAAGCGCAUUGCUGUCAUUGAGAAUGAGUUCGGUGAGGUCGGUAUUGAUGACAGCUUGAUUGAAGCUGGACCGUUGACCACCGAGGAGAACAUCAUCGAAAUGAACAAUGGAUGCAUUUGCUGCACGGUGCGUGGAGACCUGAUAGCUGGUCUCAAGAAGAUGGUGAAGAAUUCGAUUAAGAACCAGAAGCCUCUUGAUGGGGUCAUAAUAGAGACAACUGGCUUGGCAGAUCCUGCGCCAGUGGCGCAGACCUUUUUUGCUGAUGACUAUGUGCAGCAGAAGCUGCAUCUAGAUGGCAUUGUCACUUUGGUUGAUGCCAAGCAUCUUAUUAUGCACCUGGAUGAGGAGAAGCCUGAGGGAGUUGAGAACGAAGCCGUGGAGCAGGUGGCCUUCGCAGAUCGGAUUGUUUUGAACAAGUGCGACUUAGUGGAUGAGGCCCACCUGGACGAAGUGGAGAGGCGAAUUCGCAUGAUCAAUGAGUCUGUGAAAAUUCAACGCACCACCCAGUCACAGGUUGACAUGGAUUUUAUUUUGGGCAUCCAAGCCUUCAACUUGGACAAGAUCCUGGAGAUGGAUGAUGCCUUUUUGGAGGACGAUCAAGAUCAUCAACAUGAUGACCGUGUCUCUUCUUGUGGCUUUCACGUGAAGGGUGAGGUGCACCAGCAGCGCCUGAACGAGUGGCUUGCAUGGCUUCUGAAAGAGCGAGGUGUGGACAUUUUCCGGACCAAAGGAGUUCUGGCAGUGCAAGGUAUGAAAGAGAAGUUUGUUUUCCAGGCUGUUCACAUGGCCUUCUCUGGCGCUCCACAAAAGCCGUGGGAACCUGACGAGGAGUCCGAUGCCAAGGGUUGA
Messenger RNA from Durusdinium trenchii, 1083 nucleotides. The record is from the annotation of a GenBank genome assembly. NCBI's taxonomy places the organism in Eukaryota, Dinophyceae, Suessiales, Symbiodiniaceae.